AUGAACAAGCUUGCCUUUGACAGGUUAUUCGAGAACCAUGCCUCUUCAAUAAACGACGCGCUACACACUGGCGACUCAUUGAAAGUCUACAGCCAUUGCCCACAGAGAGCUCACCUCUCGCCGGGCGUGUCCACGCUAGCCACGGACUCCACGUCGGGGAACCUGCUGCUGAGUGGCUCCUAUGAUGGUUCCGUGUCCCUGUGGUCGCUCGACGGGAAAGUGCAGGACAACAGCCUCGUGAACAAGCGCCUGGAGUACAUAACCAGGAAAGCCCAUGACGGCACAGCCCAGAACACUACCCAUAUCAAGUCCCUGAGACCAUCGCUGCACAAGAGACAGAAGACCCAGGACCCGCGCGCUGUGCGACACGCUGCGCGACACGCUGGCCCCCGAGCUGCCAGCUCCCCGGUGCACGCCUUCGAAACAAGGGCUUACAAGUACAGGAUGUACCGCCAGUCCAGCAGCCCCCAGGGCAAUCCCCUCGGCUCCACUCCGGGCACUGCCCGUGCCAGCCCAGCGUCUCACUUGCAACAGGCAGGUGAGCCACCUGAGGAGGACCCACACAGAGCCCACACUUACGGCAUCACCUGCCUGGCAUGGUACGGGCCAGACAACGGCAUAUUCUUAACGGGGUCCAACGACCACGCAGUGAAGCUCUGGGACACCGCCAGCUUCGAAGCGGUCAAGUGCUAUAACUUCGACACAAGGGUCAAUGACCUGCACAGCACGAGUGCAGCCCAGAGCCUCAUCGCGGUCGCCACCGAUGAUUACUACCCGAGGGUGAUAGACCUGCGCCAGUCAGCUGCAGACGAAGCAGGCGCCAUGCAACUGGGCGCAAAGUCGCUGAUGAGGGACCCCAUGUUGUGCGCCCGGUUCCACCCAACAAACGGCCAGUUGCUGGCAACAGGCGACGCCGGUGGCAAUUGCAAACUGUGGGACCUGCGCAUGGUCGGCAAACCCUGGGGAAACAUGGCCAGCAUGCGACCAGGAAAUCCAGGUGUCACAGUAGCCAACUCAGGCUUGGGAUCAGCUAGUAAUAGCAAGGCUCACUUGAGAAGCUGUAACGCUCUGACUUGGAGUCCCGGAGGUAGCGAGCUGGUGACCAUGGGCACUGACGGUAGGAUAUACUGUUGGUCGCCGUUCCAACUAAAUGCUGAGUCAAUAGUAGAUGUUAGCGGAACGGCAACCGCCGACAGACAAAUAGGACCCAUUGACCUCGAAUAUACAGGUUGCAGGACCAUAGGAGGCUCUACUAUUGAUCCUUCGAGAAAUAAAGAGCAACAUAAAUAUAGAACAUCGCAGCGACUGGAAUGGUUCGAUAACUACCUGCUUGUCAACACUGACUACGCUGAGAUACAAAUAUAUGAGAUAGAUACCGGGAAAUACCUGGACAAAAUAAGCUAUGACUAUGAAAACGACCUGCAACACACGAAGUCCAAAUUGGUGAAGACUAUAAAACGAAACAAGAAACUGAUUGGCGGAAUGUGCUUACAGAAAUUCAUUCACAACGGAGUCGGUCUGCGCUUAUACCUGGGAACCAAUGACGGUUACGUCGUGGAGAUGUCUUAG
Molecule: messenger RNA, 1569 nt
Organism: Nakaseomyces glabratus
Lineage: Eukaryota; Fungi; Ascomycota; Saccharomycetes; Saccharomycetales; Saccharomycetaceae
Gene: RAD28
Product: Rad28p
Biological process (GO): protein polyubiquitination; transcription-coupled nucleotide-excision repair; proteasome-mediated ubiquitin-dependent protein catabolic process
Cellular component (GO): Cul4A-RING E3 ubiquitin ligase complex; nucleotide-excision repair complex
Molecular function (GO): protein binding
Source: RefSeq, a predicted model, not a curated record